CUACGCCUCACUAGCAUCCUUGCCUGUGAGGGUAUCACUGCGUUUACAAAACUCUUAUGUGAUCCUCAGCUUGAUCCUGCCUAUCAAGUACCUGUUUAUAGAUUUGACGGCAUAGUUGAGGAUGGAGUGUCAGAUUUAGAUCCUGUGGUCGACCCAAGGCCUCAAUUGAGCUUUGCUCUCUGCCGAAAAAAGACUUUGGAUUUACCUGUUCCCAGUUUCAAAUUUGAUCAAUACUAUGUGGGAGAGCGCCCAAUCAAGGAGGUUACAUUUUCCAACCUCAAUGAUAACAUUAGUUACAAAAAUCUUGAACACAUGUGCAAACAGUUUGGUAUUAUUGAAGAGACAAAGAUUUAUUACCAUCCUAAAACGCAAAAGCACCUUGGGAUUGGUAAAGUCGUCUUCAAGUCCUCUCGAAAUGCCCGCACCUGUGCAGAAAUGUUGAAUCAAACGUCUAAGAUGGGCAAUAUCAUGACCGUUCAAGUUGACCCCAUGGGUCUUAUUCGACGAGACUUAGUCUAUGGUCAAUUACAAGAUCUCUUUCCUAAUGGACAACCUCCUUUGAAUACUGCCCUAGUUUCCUAUCAGGAACACUCCGCUUUUUCUAUCUCAGCUGAUCAGAGCUAUGAAAGAAAUCUUUCUUAUACUCACAACCUUCCAAUACCUUCACAAUUCCAAAGCGAAAUUACGUUUCCGCAUUCUAUACCUAACUCUCAAACUUUGCCUUCCGUCUACCCAUCACUUUCUCGAGACAGGGAGUCUUUAAUGCACAAAAACUAUGGCUCUGCGGCAGAAAGUCUUCAUGGGAUAAAACAAGAUUAUUACCAACACCAUGAACUAUUAGAACACGUUGGAUCCUCAAAAUUGGCUUCAACCAGUCUCGAUUCUAGAUUGAAACUUAAGCCAAUUACAAGCAGACAGCAUGUUUCUUAUACGCAUGGCGGUAUGGCAUCUUUAAAUGGCGCCAAUUUGGUUGGUGAAGAGUCUUUAGAAGCCAGAAUACAAAAACUUCUGAAACCGGCUAUUUCUAAAACAUCUGGUAAUAUUUCCCCGCAGCAUCAAGGUCGGUCAAACUUUAGAUCAGUCCAUUCCCUAGCUAAUGAAGCUGUUGAACCAGAGAUUAGUAAAAGAAGUACAUUUAGAGCAGACAAUAGGUUGCGAUUUUCAGCUCAUUCCUCAGCCAAUUUGCCUAUUUCUAAUAAGGACGACUUUAAAACAUCUUCACACCAGACUUCCAGCAAAUUGCAGUUCAACUCUAGUGAUAAUCAAUCUUCUUUUCGUGUCAAUAAGCCUGAUAAUUCACACUCACAUGCUAGAUCUUGUUCUAAUUCUUGUGCCUUAGGCAAGGGAAAUGGUCACAUUGCAAUUCAGGAAUCUAAUUCAGCAAUUGAUCAACAAGGUAAUAGUACUUUGCCAAAUCGCAGAACUUUACUUCCAACUCCUCCUGAAAAUGCAUCUAAUUAUUCUACAAAUAGUAUCCACAAUUAUCGUGCUCCUCUUCUGCAAACUCCUCGGCAGCUGUCUGAUGAUGCCUUGGACAAGUAUACUGAUCUUAUCCUUGACUCCUUCAUUAAUGAGCUAAAGAGUGUACUCCACCGCGAUAUAGCUCGACGGCUCGUGGAGGGCAAUGCUUUUCGUGCAUUUACUACUUGGUGGGAGACUUGUGAACUUGGACUUAGAGUUUCCUCAAAAGUUUCUGCUCAAAAUAAAAUAGAGGUGCAGUCUCUUCAUCAAUGCAAACCAUCAAGCCACUUUUCCAACGCUCUUGGACUGACUUCCGAUGCUUUGGGAAAUUCGAAUGAAUCCAAAGAAGUUUUGAUUGAAAAAAAUGAAUCUUCUCGCUUGUUCGCGGAAGGGAUUGACAAGUCUUGUUCUAGAAUUUUUUCUGAAACUGAUGCUUUGACUAUUUCUAAGGCCUCUGAUACACUUAACCUUUCUUCAAUUACUCAAUCAAGUGCUUUGUCUGGAGCAAAUGGCCAGGCGCAAUUUCCCAUUCUAGGAAUGUUUGGUCUCGGCAUGUUUACUGGAUUACGUUCUGCUCUGCCAAAGAUUCGCCGAAAACCCAAACCACCUAGUCCCAAGAUAGAGGAGGCCGAAGAUGAUGAGGUUCAAGAAGAUCGUUGGAAUGAAACAACUCGGGAUUAUGGCCUUGAUCCUUCAACUCGUUUAGAUUCUCAUGCUUCUUCGGUACAUGGCUCAGAAAGUGACUCAGAAUGUGCACAUUCUGGAUUUCCAGGUCCAUUUUGGAAAAGUAGAAAAAGUAGACGAUCAAUCAAGAAAUGGAGUAGACAUCGCAUUUCCAAGCCUGUACUUCGUUCAGGGAGACGGGGAAGAGAACGCUCUGCUCUUGUUCAAGAUUGCCUUACAUCUGAAGAUGAUUUGUUUGAGGCUAAGCGUGUUUCUUCAUUGUGGAGCGAAGACAUAAAGUCGGCAACUCCAAGAGAUCGAAAGGCUAGUUUUCACUCGAAGAGGCGUCAGGCCGCACCUGCUCACAGCCAAGAUGAAUCAGAUGAACAACUCGUUGGUGAGCAUGCUCACGGUGCUUCUUCAUCCCCUAGUCUGACUUCACCUGCAUCGGGAAAUGAUGAUCGUCGUGGUAAAACCAGCCCAUCAAUUCAUCAGUCCAACCUGAUCUCGAAGAAAAGACGCUCUCACUCAUUCAGGCGAUGCUUAGUUCGCGACGUGUUUGAAGAAAAUGAUCUCAAGUCUUCCACGUUUUUGGAUGCUAAGUAUGUUGAUUUGGAUUCUUAUUAUUUAAUUUUGGGCGAAAGGGCAACUUGA
Molecule: messenger RNA, 2778 nt
Organism: Protopolystoma xenopodis
Lineage: Eukaryota; Metazoa; Platyhelminthes; Monogenea; Polystomatidea; Polystomatidae
Source: the annotation of a GenBank genome assembly